Messenger RNA from Brassica rapa (field mustard), 1950 nucleotides. RefSeq lists its product as uncharacterized. NCBI's taxonomy places the organism in Eukaryota, Viridiplantae, Streptophyta, Magnoliopsida, Brassicales, Brassicaceae. The record is from RefSeq and is a predicted model, not a curated record. Gene Ontology annotation, molecular function: RNA nuclease activity.
AAAUAUACAUUUAAAAAUGAAAUAUGUAUUUUUAAGUGUACAAUUUGAAAAAUAUUUUCAUUAUUUAUUAUUUAAACUAUUUUAAAUAGGUGAUUUAAAAAGAUUUAUCAUAACAUAACUGUGUUUUGUUGUAAUUCUUGGAUAGAAUACAAAUAUUAAAAAAUUAUUUUGGACUGGCUUUAAAAUAUUUUAGUUACAUUAAAAUAUUUUUAAUUCAACUAAAACCAUCUUAAACUCAUUAAAAACAUAACUUGAAGCAAAAAACUAGAUGAAUACACCUUUCUAGAUGUUUUUUUUUUCAUAUGGAACUUAAAGGAAAAAAACUAUAAACAUUUCGAAAAUAGGGUUCUUGGUAUAGUUAUGUUUUUAUUCAAACUUGUUUUGUUUCUUAGUUCGACUUCGGGCAUAACAGUCUGAACUACUCCUCGGCAAAAUCUACAAAACCAAAUUCUAUAAAUCCGAUCCGGGUCGGGUACGGGUUUGAUUUCCAUCCUCUCUCUCUCCGUCAAUUUGAAUACUCCGGCAAUGUUUUCUCGAUUCCUCCACAGAAUCCGAAGUUCGAAACCCCAAAUCACGUCUCUCAAUUCAACCAAACCUUUCACCUCCCUAAACCCUAAACCCCGAACCCGAGUCGCCGUCUUCUGGGACCUCGACAACAAACCACCCGCCUCCCACCCUCCCCACGACGCCGCCGUAAAGCUCCGAACCGCCGCGUCAUCCUUCGGCUCCGUGAAACUAAUGGUAGCCUACGCGAACCGCCACGCCUUCAGCUACGUCCCGUUACAAGUCCGAGAAGAGAGGAAAUAUCGUAAACUCCUUAACCAACUUGAGAAAACCGGUUUAUCUAAACCGGCCGAGCGGUACUUCUGCGGCGUCUGCGGUAGGAGAUUCUACGCCAACGAGAAGCUCAUCGCUCAUUUCCGCCAGAUCCACGAGACGGAGAAUCAGAAGCGCGUGAGGCAGAUCGAGUCUGCUAAAGGGCAUCAGAGAGUGAGGCUUGUGGCGAAGUACUCGAUGAAGAUGGAGAAGUAUAAAAGAGCUGCGAGGAAUGUUUUGACUCCUAAGGAAGGUUACGGGUUGGCUGAGGAGCUGACGCGUGGCGGGUUUUGGGUUAAGAUGGUGAGUGAUAAACCCGAGGCGGCGGAUAGAGCGUUGAAGGAGCAUAUGGUUGAUGUGAUGGAUAGGAGAGAGGCUGAGUGUUUGGUUCUUGUGUCUGAUGACUCUGGUUUCGCUGAGGUUUUGUGGGAGGCGAAGGAGAGGUGUUUGAGGACGGUGGUGAUUGGGGAUUUGAGUGAAGGGAAGCUGAAGAGGGUGGCUGACGUGGCGUAUUCGUGGAAGGAGGUUGUGAUGGGGAAGGCGAAGAAGGAAGUUGAGAAGGUUGUUGGGAAGUGGAGGGAUAGAGAUGUGUUGAAGACGUUGGAGUGGUGUUAUGAUCCUGUUUUGGAGAAGGAGAGAGGUUAUGCUUGCGGGGAUUGGGAUUAUGGGUUUGAUUCUGAUGAUGAGGUUGAGAGUGGAGCUGAGAUGGGAGAUGGUGGUGAUUGGUGGGAGAUGGAUGAUGAAGAUGGUGCUGGAUCUUCGAGACCCUGUCGAUAAACCUCCAUAGCAUUGGUUGUACAGAGGAGGAUAAAUCAGUACAAUCUUGUGAAGCUAUUGGCGUAUUACAUGGUUGGCAAUGGCAAAAGAGAAGAAAGAAGAAAACUAAGUGGGAGAGAUUGAAACAUUCUUCACUCUAGUAAGCUCUCUUUGAAAGUUUGUGUUCUUCAUUCAUUGUCUCUAGUUCUCUGAGAUUCUAUAGGCAGUGAUUCAAUUUGUUUUUCCAAACCAUCAUAUGGUUACUCAGGAUAGAGAACAAGAUACGGUGCAUAGAAAGUUUUGGAUUCACAGAAUAUAUUGAAUUACUACAGAGUGUAUAUGCAUCAAAGUCCCAAGCUAGUUUAUUUUAAUUUUUUU